Gilbertella persicaria is the source of this 1006-nucleotide messenger RNA. RefSeq lists its product as uncharacterized. The coding region runs from base 90 to 539 and encodes 149 amino acids. The record is from RefSeq and is a predicted model, not a curated record. The transcript has a single exon. Lineage: Eukaryota; Fungi; Mucoromycota; Mucoromycetes; Mucorales; Choanephoraceae.
UGCUAAGAAGCAAGAAACGUCUACUAGCUCCACCAAGGAAGAAAAAGAAGAUCUGCUUUUUAGGUUCACUAGUGAAACAUCCGGUGUAUAUGAAGCUAGCGAAUGUUGUUUGGAGGAAUUACAUAAGGAUUCUGUCUUUUCUGGUACUGGUAAUGGUAUCAUUAAUAAUGUCAACUACUAUACCGUUCACCUUUGACAGGUACAAGUUUCACCUGAAGCUUUAUAACCUAUACCAAAUAUUGAAAGAAACUGACAUUGAUGUUCAAGGCAACAAAGAGUAUCUCGAUCUGACUCCUGAGCUAGUUAUAAGCUUUACAGAUAUUGAUGUUAGGACUUUGCAACAUAAGAUCAGAAGAAAGUUAGAAAGAGCAAGAAAGCAGAUUGAAGAAGGCAAGGAGGUGUUACAAGCCGAGACUAUGUUGUCAGAAGCGCCAAUUAUAACAAUAAGCACCUCUAUUAUUCAAUAUCAAGCUUUUUUGGAUCUUCAUCUCAGUCGCUCUAAUCGAUCGCGAAGAUUUUACUCUUCCAAAAAAGAGUAAACCUGAAAAGAACUGGUGAAAUAAGGAAGGCCAAAUUUCUUGAUUCGCUGGUAGAUAAAGAGAGAAGAAGCAAGAGGCAAUAUAUAAUAUAUAUAACUUAGUGCAAUAAUUGUUGAAGUUUAGCUAGCCUCAUAACCUACUAGGUUGGCAUAAAGUAGCUCGGUUCGUCGGCGACAGAGGUACAAAUAUAGGAACAAGAACUAAAGGCCAUCGUAGAUAUGGUGGAAAAUGGCUCACUAACGAAUAAAAGACUUCACAGACAUAAAUCUAUUGUUUUGAGCAAUUAGAGUACCCUUGUUUUGCUGAAGAGAAGAAUAGGAAGAUGAUCAAAAUAUCAAUAAAGGGUAGCUUGAUAUGUAACAAUCCUAAAUGUGUCUCUAUAAAGCAUGGUCGAUCUACCAAGUCUCAGGAUGCCCUCUCGUAUCUUGCAAUAGGCCUAUCUGAAUUGACCUUGUGCUUUCUCGGAG